Anarrhichthys ocellatus (wolf-eel) is the source of this 2023-nucleotide messenger RNA. It is a transcript of the gene sft2d1, whose product is annotated as SFT2 domain containing 1. Bases 185 to 667 code for a protein of 160 amino acids. Gene Ontology annotation, cellular component: membrane. The transcript is spliced from 9 exons. The record is from RefSeq and is a predicted model, not a curated record. NCBI's taxonomy places the organism in Eukaryota, Metazoa, Chordata, Actinopteri, Perciformes, Anarhichadidae. Gene Ontology annotation, biological process: vesicle-mediated transport.
CCAACACUGGCUGCGAAAAAACCGAUUCUAAGUCAGCACUUACAGAAAGCACCGUUCAGGAAGUCAGGAAGUCAAACUUGUCACUUCUGCAAUCAAAACUUUCAGACAUAAAUAUCAGACGUGCAGUUGGAAAUAUAGACAUUCUGACUUCUCCCGCCCUUCUGCUCACUAACAGCCUGUAGCGAUGGACAAGCUUCGUCGUGUGUUAAGCGGCCAUGAGGAGAACGAAGAGCUGGGUCUCACUGACCAGGUCCUCGAUGCCAGCACUCUCAGCUACAGCACCAGGGUGAAAUGUUUUGUCAUAUGCUUUGCUGGAGGCAUCCUGUGUUCAAUACUCGGUUCAGCACUGCUGUUCCUUCCCAAUGGAUCAAAGCUUUUCGCCGUCUUCUACACUAUAGGGAACAUCGCAGCUCUUUCCAGCACCUGCUUCCUCAUGGGACCACUAAAACAGCUGAAGCGCAUGUUUGAACCAAAGAGACUGAUAGCCACCAUUGUCAUGCUGCUCUGCCUUGUCUUAACUCUUUGUGCAGUGUUUUGGUGGCAUAAAAAGGGGCUUGCUAUCAUCUUCUGUAUUCUGCAGUUUCUGGCAAUGACAUGGUAUAGCAUCUCUUACAUUCCAUUUGCCAGGGAUGCUGUGAUGAAAUGCUUCACAACCUGCCUGAGUUAGGACUCCUUAGUCCACUCUUUGAGAAGACUUGUAUGCAAACUCUAAAUACAGAUUAAAGAAGCAGCUCCUGUCUAGUCUGUCCAUCUGUGUGUAUUUGAACACACCUGCUCCUCUCGGCUCAUCACGUUACAUGAACAUCGCUUCUUCUCUUUAAAGUUGCUUUCCUGCCAGAUGUAGAAAUGACCCCGUUAAUUACACUUUUCUGAGCAUUGUGAUUGUGAUGUGACCUAAUAACCCAGAAUAGCUGGCGUCUAGCUCCCUAUGUUGCUUCGGCGUGAUGGCGUAGCCUUUGAGGAUGUGGUUGUCAUGACAACCUCCUCCAGAAAAUUCAUAAAACCUCAGCCUUCUCCCCCCCCAUCUGUGGUGCAGAUGUUCACAUUAUCCUGAUGAGGUGUGCUUUGUUUCUUACUGUAUAGAACACCUUGGACUGGUGGAUUUCUGGCUGAUCUAUUUUAAAACCGUCUUGUGCAUCAAUAGCUACAUGGAGAGUCCCAGCACCCCGUCUCCUUGUGUUAGCUGCAGGAUGUGCCCGAGGUAUAACAAAACAUGCCUCCUCGUCUUUCUGCUUGAUGCGACUGAAUAACAGCAUUGCGCUUCCUGUUGUGCAGCCCCCACAUAGUUUCAUUAGAUGCUUUGUAUAAUGCUACGUGUUGGUGGUGGAUUAGCGUCGACAAAAUCUCCCCUCAGUACUAUUUUUUAUUUUUUUUUCUUUUCCCCCCACCAACUUGGCAGGGACCCAGCAAAUCCUUGAGCAAUUAGUCAGAGGGAUAAAAUGACUGUGUGGUUGUUUUUGUUAUCGGUUUUCUUUGCCCGCUAUUUUUGGAUUACAAUGAAGCUUGAGGAUGAAGGGGAAGAACCCUGACCUCAGAAAUCAGUUUCUGUGUAUCCCAACUGUUUCCUUUUUAUUACAUCUAAUCCAUUAUGUGAGAGGAGAGGGAUCCCACGCCACCACAACACACACCGAUAUAAAAACAAAGUCUGUGUCCCCUUCAGCUUAAUGGUCCAGCUCAUCUUUUAAAGAACUCUCCGUGCCAUUUCUUUUUUUUUUUUAUUCCAAUAGUGAGUCAGUGGCUGUUGACCUAACUAGAUUUUUGGUUUUGUUGGAAAAUAUUCUGCAACAGAAACACAACUCAUGUAGAAAGUUAAACACACAAAAUGUUUAAAGUAAUUAACUACUAUGGGCCCAAUGUUUUUCCUGCCUUUACAGCAAUUCAUUUGUACACUAUAAUGUAAAUUAUUUCUUUCCUUUAAAUCCCUCAUGUUGAUAUAGUAAUUACCAGCUAAAUAAUAUAUGGUCAAAUGUUUCACAAACUGCAAAAGUAUGUAUUCCUCAGGCAAUAAACAGUCUAAAAACUA